AUGAACACCGAUGCUACUCUACGCCAAAUCUUCGACUCGCAGCCCUUCUGGAAGGACUUUUCUGCUAGACAGACCCAUUCCUCAAGGAAAUCUCUAGGUCUCUUUCAGAACCGCUACCUCACCAAACCCGAAGGCUUCGAGCAUUUUGCUUCCAUCACACUAGCAAAAUGCAAGCGCAUAGUCACGAAGGUCCUGGCAUACAGCAGCGUCGAACAGUAUAAGAGCAUUGCAAAAGACUUGGACCGUUUGAGCGACUUGCUAUGUCGAGUCAUUGAUCUCUGCGACUUUGUUCGCUCCACACACCCGGAUCGCAACAUACAAAUUGCUGCCACUCAGGCAUAUGCCCAAAUGUUUGAGUACAUGAAUGUGUUGAACACAACUACUGGCUUGAACGACCAAUUAAAAGCUGCUCUUGCCAUCCCUGAGGUUACCACAUCAUGGAGCGAGGAGGAAUUGACUGUCGCCAACAUUCUGGCCAGAGACUUUGCAAAGUCGGCUAUUGACCUCUCGGAUACCGAUCGUCAGGCCUUUGUCGAACUUUCCAAUGAGAUUGCUGAGAUUGGCCCCGAGUUUGUUGAUCAAAUGGUACCAGAGACGUCGCUUCUUAAGCUUCCUAGCAGCAAGUUGAAGGGCAUGGAUCCUCUGGUUGUGCGGCAGUUGACCAGAUGGGGCAGUGUCUCGCUGCCUACAAUUGGCAUGCCCGCUUCUCUAGCUCUACGUACUGUAGAAGAUGCAGACACCAGACGAGAGAUUUACAUGGCCAACCGCACAUCAGCCAGAGCAAACAUUGAACGUCUAGAACAUUUGCUGCAUAGACGUGCUGAGCUUGCUCGUCUUUCUGGGCAUGAUUCUUUUGCACAUAUGGCUUUGUCUGAUAAGAUGGCAAAGAGCCCUGAAGCCGUGGUCAAGUUCUUGGACGCGCUGGCCGCCGACAAUGCUCCACGUGUGCAAUCAGAGGUGCAAGAAUUGCUGGAGAUGAAGAACUCGGAUGCUCGUAGUGAUAAUUUCCCAGGUGAGCUCAAUGCUUGGGACAGAGAUUACUAUCAACAGCGCCUCUUGUCUUCGAUGAGAUCAAAGACUCGCACUCCGGAUGUGCUUUCAGCCUACUUCUCCCUCGGCACCGUCAUGCAAGGAUUAUCACGCCUCUUCCACCGCCUUUAUGGCAUCCGCCUAGUGCCAAAGGAAGCUGCUCCUGGCGAAACCUGGAACAACGACGUGCGCCGACUGGAUGUGAUAGACGACCGCGAAGGCCACGUCGCAGUAAUAUACUGUGAUCUCUUCGAGCGAGCUGGAAAGUCUCCCAAUCCAGCCCAUUUUACCCUGCGCUGCAGCCGCCGCAUCCUCCCCGACGAACUCGAAGAAGCAGCAGCUCUACGAAAUGCAACGGGUGAUCUCUUCUCCACCGCCGAAGAAGCCGCCACCGAUGGCUUGUCAACAAACAAAUCCCACCGCGACAACAACGAAUUGUAUCAAUUACCCACCAUCGCCCUAAUCUGCGACUUCGCCAUCCCACAAGGCGGAGCCACUAAACGGCCUGCCCUCCUCACCUUCCGCGAAGUCCAAACACUGUUUCAUGAAAUGGGACAUGCAUUACACUCCAUCUGCGGACGCACCGCACUCCAAAAUGUGAGCGGAACACGCUGCGCCACCGAUUUCGCAGAACUGCCUUCGGUGUUAAUGGAGCACUUUGCCUCUGCCCCCGAAGUACUUGCUCUGUAUGCUCGGCACUGGGAAACCGAUGCUCCACUCGAUGCGACCAGAGUUGCCGAGAGAGUAAAUCUAGACACGCAUUCCCAAGGCACAGAAACUGAAGCGCAGAUCUUGUUGGCAAUGCUGGAUCAAACCUAUCAUUCUAAAUUGCCGUUGCGUGAAGGCUUUGACUCGACAAGAACGUAUCACGAUGUCUGGCAUAAAUACUCUUCGUUGCCUGAACCAGUAGGCACAUCUUGGCAAGGCUUCUUUGGGCAUUUGUUCGGUUAUGGAGCUACUUAUUACUCGUAUCUAUUUGAUCGCGCUAUUGCGGGCAAGAUAUGGAAAGAUGUGUUCAAGAGGAGUGCAGCGGGGGCUGUGGAUCCAGAGGCUGGAGCGAGGUUUAGGGACGAGGUGUUGAGGCAUGGUGGUGGUAGGGAUGGGUGGCAUUGUGUUGCUGGUGUGCUUGGGGAUAAAGAAGGAAGACUUGCUGAAGGUGGUGAAGAGGCUAUGGGGAUGGUUGGACAGUGGGGUGUUAAGGAUUAG
Aureobasidium vineae is the source of this 2235-nucleotide messenger RNA. The record is from the annotation of a GenBank genome assembly. Lineage: Eukaryota; Fungi; Ascomycota; Dothideomycetes; Dothideales; Saccotheciaceae.